This is a messenger RNA of Mytilus trossulus (common blue mussel), 4011 nucleotides long. RefSeq lists its product as uncharacterized. Gene Ontology annotation, biological process: regulation of apoptotic process. The transcript has 14 exons. Bases 1 to 4011 code for a protein of 1336 amino acids. The record is from RefSeq and is a predicted model, not a curated record. Lineage: Eukaryota; Metazoa; Mollusca; Bivalvia; Mytilida; Mytilidae.
AUGAAAAACAAAAACAAUGUUGGUAAUGAAGUACCAAAAAUUUUAAAAGACGAAGAACAAAAUAUGAAGCAUAUUCAGGACCAAGGAAAACCCACAUUUGGUAAGACUCCUUAUGAUCUGGUAGAAAUAAAAAGCUAUGAUGAUGAAGAGGAAAAAAGGAAGAAGGAAGAAGUGAUGGACUUCCUUAAGACUGUCAUGUCAAAGACACCAGCACCAGUAGUUGAAGAUUCCAUCAGAAAAGGGCAACAGUCUGCCAUGUUAAAUCGUUUAUUAGGGAAGGGCAGCUAUGAAUCAUUUGAUAUGAGAUGCAUGGUAACCGGUCAAUUUUCUGUUGGGAAAACGACUCUUGUGAAGCUGUUAGCUGGGGAUGUCCUACCAGAAGGGCAACAUCCAACUGAUGGGAUUUCUCUGGUAGAAGGUCGCUGUGGCCUCGACAUUCAGUCAAAAGAGUGGAUUCUUGUUGAUCCAGACUCUUACAAUGCCCUAGAUGUUGUGUACCAUAAGGUUUUAAUGACCUCUCUGGAAGAAGAGGAGGAGAGUGAAGUUACCAACAAAGCUUCAGAUACAAGCCCAACUGGUUAUGCCAAAGCUACACUUUCCUCUUUGCCCUCAGAACAGUCUGCAACCGCACAAUCUCUACCAUCUACAAAAUCCUCCAAUGUGCCUCACACAGUAAACCAGAUGGAACAGAAAAUGAGAACAAGAAUGACUAAAGAAGAAAUAAGAAAGAAAAUGGAAAAAGUCCUCAAAAGUGGGAAGUAUAAAAUGAAAGUUGGACGUCUUAUCUUCUGGGAUUUUGGUGGACAAUACGUUUAUUUAACAACACACCAGACCUUCAUGACAUUCCGAGCGUUGUUUCUUGUAGUAUUUGAUGGGAGCAAAGAUUUGCAUGAACAGGUCCCUGAUGUGAUGUGUUUUCCAGGGCAGCACAUGACGCCAACGCCAGCAGUAUUCUUGCAGUAUUGGGUCAAUUCCAUCCUGACCUAUUGUAAGGUUGUAUAUGCAGGCAUUCCAAAGAUUUUGUUUGUUGCCACUCACAAAGACAAAGUACCAUUGGAGAAUAUUGCGACCAGACGUGAGGAGCUUUACAGAGGAAUUGAGGAAUUGUUUAAAGACCACGAGGGAAAACAUCAUCUGGUCCUUAGACCUCUAAUAUUUGUCAAUGCCAAAGAUCAAGCCGACCCAGAAAUAGAAGUUCUGAAGAAAACAAUAACAGAACUAACAUUCGACCACCCAUGCUGGGGUGAAAGGAUGCCGAAUGCAUGUGUUCCACUGGAGCUUGAGAUCGCUGAACUAGUGGCAGAAGGAAAGCAAAUAAUGUCUUUGGCUGAAGUUAAAGAAUUAAAUGCUAUCAGCGAGGUGUCUGUCCUGUCUCCUGAGCAGUUGACCGAUUUUCUACAUUAUCAACAUUCUCUAGGGAAAAUUGUCUAUUUUGACACACCACAGCUAAGAGAUAAUGUUAUCAUCAGUCCCCUUCUUAUGGUGGAAGUUAUGAGAUCUUUUAUUACUGAUGUUGAAUUCUGGCCAAAAGAAGAUAACACAAGAAAAACCUUCAAAAAGAUGUCUGAAAAUGGAAUGAUACAAAAACUAGACCUCUACCAGAUUUGGGAGCAAGAAGAAUUUUGUCAGAUAUUACUCUUUAAAGAGUACAUAUUUGAUAUGCUGAUACACCUUGAUAUCGUAUCUGAACAGCGUAGAUAUGAUACAAAAACAGGAAGUCGGCUACCAGUAGAACACUUCUUUGUACCCUGUAUGCUUACCCAAAGAAAUGAUACAGAUUUCUUGACACAAGAAUGUACACCAGAGAGGACACUUAGUUUGGCCUUUGUUUUCAAAGGAACCAUCAUACCUCCAGCCUUACCAAAUCGUCUCAUAUGCGCAUGUCUUAGUAUGUGGACAUUGAAGCAAUACCGUGGAAGGAAACUUAUGUUUUCUGGGUUUGUUGGGUUAUCAGUUGAUAAAGAGCAUGAUAUUGUUGUUUGUGUAGAAGGUAACAAGAUCUUACUGUACCUAAUCCAUAAACGCUCCAAGGGCCUGAUAGUACCUGAGAUAGCCACUAGUGUCAGAGAAUGUUUGCAUUUAACAUUGGAGAGGAUUUCAGAAUUUUAUCAGUCCACUGUCCACGAAAAAGUCCGCAGUCAACUACCAUUUCACACUGAGUAUUCCUGCUCAAGAUUUAUCUGUCACUUUCCAGAAGAAAGAUUAGCUUUAAAAACUGAUGAGUGUGUUUGUAAACAUGGUGACGACAUUACACUCAACUGGAAGGUUUGGAACCAGGAACAGAAACAAAAGCAGUGUGAUCUGGAUUGUACAGGUUUGAGUGAAGAUGCAUUAUCUCAGUUUCCUAACAACAUAGAGUUACUUCGUCUGUCUGUUUAUUGUGAGACACGCAUGAUACAUGAUUUAGCUAUUCAUCUUGACAUGGAAGAAACAGAAUGGAGUGAUAUGGUAGAGAAUUACCCAAGAAAUACACAAAUGGUCAAGUUUUUAACACUUAUUGAUUUGAGAGAGAACAAUGGAAUACGUUUUGGAGAUUUGGCCAAAGGCUUAAUCGAAAUGAAGAUAACAACGCAUACCUUAUGUAUGAUGCGGAGGAGAAAACAAGUGAUGUCUAAUAUUCCAGACGAUAUCUUAGAUUCAAUUCCUACAGAUGAAAUAUUAGAUGACAUAUCACCACAGAUCGGUAAAAUGGUUUUUCAACUAGGAACAGAACUUGGAUUGUCCAUAGCAGAUUUAGAGAAUAUAGACAAAUGUAAUUGUGACUUGACUGCCCAGAGUAAGGAAGUCUUAUUUACUUGGAGGAGAGACAAAUUAGUACGACCUACAAUACGUGUCCUUGAACAAGCUUUGGUAAAUAGUAGAAAAGGUGCACGGUGUUUAGAGGAGGUUGUAAAAAAUGUUGAUCCGAAUACACUGAGAGCUGUAGAAACAGUAACAGAUAGAAUCAAAGAUAAUGCAGAAAGAAUCAUACAGAACAUACAAACCAGCCAAAUUUUAGACCAUAUGAUGACACAUCUGGUGAUAUCAGCAGAUGACAGACGUGAUAUUGAACAUUAUCCUCGACAAGAUGACCAGAACAAAGCAUUGCUGGAUAUUGUGAUUAAAAGGAGAGAACCUGCUUACAGUGUGUUUGUUGAUGGAUUACGUAAUUAUGGAUAUGCAGAUAUCGCUAAUGAUUUGAAAUGUGCUCCAGAGAAAAUGGGCCCAAGUACAACAUUAGUAACUGAUGAGAAAAAAGGAGUCAUGUCAGCACAGCUCAGGCAGUCAGCCAGGAAAAGGAAAAAUUUGCCAAUAGUGGCUGCUGCAUCAGCAAGGAAAAAGGCUAACCAGAGAGUACCUGACACUAUGUCAGUAACUGCACCACAGUUGCCUACAGUUGAUACUGGUACACCAUUCAUACCCAUUACAAGUUCUACUGGUACAUACCCAAUGUUGUUUUCACAGACAGGGGCAGGCAUAUAUACCAGUGCAAGCACAGGGCCAGUCGAUUUGAAGAGCACCGCUAAUACCCUUUUAUACUCAAGAGUACCACUACCAGACCAAAGAGUGUGCAACACUGUAACCAGUCAAGAUCCUCCAGAACAUUCCUUAGGUAAUACUAAUGGUGCCUCAAGUUUUACAAUGCCAUUUAGUACUUUUGAUCACCCUAUUCAGAUACCCAGCAUGCAUGCUAAUAUUGCUUUUAAUGUUUCUCAAAGUAUUAGAGAAAAAAAUCAGAAAAGUGAAUUUAUUGAUUUAGGCAUUUUGUUGAUUAACAAUACUCAGCAGGCUACACAAAAGCUUGUUUUUAGAGGGGGUGAAUUUAUUGUGCAAACAGAAAAUAUGCAAAACAAAAUUGGGUCUAUUGACCAAUGGACAUCAGCAUUUAUAAUUUUUGUUAGUGUAUAUUGUACUGUGCAUUCAGGUAGAUUACAAGAUUUACUUAAAUACAUGUCAGUUGUACGUUUGGGUGCAAAAAGAAAUCCAAAUAAUUUAGGUUGGAAGUUAUAUAGUGCCAACAGUUUGGUUUAG